Messenger RNA from Macrobrachium nipponense, 2474 nucleotides. RefSeq lists its product as uncharacterized. Gene Ontology annotation, molecular function: metal ion binding. Lineage: Eukaryota; Metazoa; Arthropoda; Malacostraca; Decapoda; Palaemonidae. Bases 1 to 2172 code for a protein of 723 amino acids. The transcript has 7 exons. The record is from RefSeq and is a predicted model, not a curated record.
AUGGAGAGUGACACUUCUGUAGAAGUUGAAAACACCUUUGAGUUACAUGCAUCAGCAGAACUACAGGAACAUCAAGCCAGUUCAUCUGCUGCCCAGGGACAAGACGACAUACAGGCAGACACAACAUCUGUUUUCAGGGCCAUUUUCUCCUCUGAUACGUUCAGCUCAUUUGAUGAAUUUGACUCCCUUUUCAAGAAAUAUCAGAAUCAGACAGGGUCCGUGUUUCGAGAGCAGCAGCAGCAGCAGCAGCGUUUGGACCAGGAGCAACAGCAGCAGCAGCAGCAGCAGCGUUUGGACCAGGAGCAGCAGCAGCAGCAGCGUUUGGACCAGGAGCAACAGCAGCAGCAGCAGCAGCAGCAGCAGCAGCAGCGUUUGGACCAGGAGCAGCAGCAGCAUUUGCAGAAGCAGCACAAGAAGCUGCACAAGAAGCAGCAGCCGAUUAGGAACCAGGAGCAGCAGCAGCAUUUGCAAGCAGCACGAAAAAAAGCACAAGAUAGAGCAGCACGAGAAGCUGCACAAGAAGCAGCAGCACGAAAAAAAGCACAAGCAGCAGCAGCACGAGAAGCAGCACCAGAGAAGACAACAAGAACUAUGGCUUCCAAACCCCUUCAGUGCCGCGUUUGCAAUAAUGUCUUCAGCGAAGAAUACUGCCCCAGGAUUCUCCCCUGUUCUCACACUUUAUGUGACAUCUGCAUCGCCAGGAUCAUCUCGACCCGACAGAACACGUGUCCCAUCUGCAGGAAGGAGUUCACAGUCUCUUCAGUCGAAGAUCUGCUGAUUCACAGACCGCUCCUGAAUGUCUCAAAGGAACUUUCUUUUAUGCACUGUUGCGCAGCACCACCCUCUCAAGAGUCUAGUGAUGACUCACGAACGAAACGUACCCAGAAAAGCACAAGAUACCCCAAUCAUCACAGAGGAUCAAAGUCUCCCGUUCAAGCGUUCACCGAUACCUUCCGAGAGAAUUUUACGAGGAAAGGAAUCGCUGAUUGCCAGGAAGCGGAAGCUCAGGUUGCUGAUGCCAUUGCAGUUUCUAAAGUGAUGAAAAGUAAGUUUCUUGAAAACAAAAAAAAAAUCGCAGGCCUAAUCAAAAUUUUGCAAAAGUGGCAGCUUUCAAAUGAAAAUAAAGUGAGCAAUAUUGAUCAAAACACUAAACUGUUUGGAAACCUGUUGGUUGCCACACGACGAGACAAAGAAAAACUACAGGACUUCGAUGCAAAGCUGGAAGCAGCAACGGACUUUAUCUUUCUGGGGGCCGUUAUGGAAGACGCUGGAAAAGACUAUGAACUUGCUAUGAAAAACAUUGGGGAAAACAGCGCUAUUCUUCAGGAGACCGAGAGCGGAAGAAACGACACUGUGGAGAAAUUAGUAGAAAUGACAGCAACAUUGCGAAAUAUUGCGGAGGAAAUAGGACGAAGUGGAGAUGCUUCUCCUGUGAAUGUCACGGCGAAUGACCUGCAAAGUUUAUGUCGCCUCGUUAAGGAUGACGCCCGAAGGGAGAUCUUCGCUGUGAAGGUGUUCGAGGGGAGGCAGAUGGCGGCUCCAGUCAAAAUCAUGUCCAAAAACCAGGUCUAUCUGAGUCACCUUCAGGAAAGAGAAAUACCGCCAAAUAGCUUCGUCAUAAAGUUUGAAUCCCUGAUGGAAACGUUCUCCCCAAGGGUGUUUCUGGUUCUGGGCGUGGGCGGGGAACAUCUCGGAAAGGUAAUAAUGACCGUACUGGACAAGGGCAACCUCGCCCGCAACUUCCAUCACUUGUGCGCCGGAGAUGAGGGACCCUCGUACGCCAACUCUCCAGUCUUGGGUGUGCAUUCGAUGGGCGAGGUUGGCGAAAGCAUCCAAAUGGGAGAGUACACCUUCAAAGGGAAAAAAUCAAGGGAUGCAGUGCCGCCGACUGUGGACUGGAGAGCCGAGACACAUUUGAACAUCUACAAAGAGAGGCAGCUGAAGGCGGGAGAUUUGGUGGGGUGUGCCGUGGGUGGAAAUUUUUUGCUACACCCAUAUUUUAUUUCGCAUUUUAACAUCGUCAUCAAAGAUGAUCCCAGCAGCAGCGGCUGUAGCAGAUUUCGCUUUGGGGUUGUGGAAGAGGGACUUGAUGUCUUAAAGGAAGCCAUCAGGCGGGGUCCAAACAUAGAGAGAGUGAAGAUAGUCGACUGUGGACACAUAAUUUCUUUCUGACGUUCCCAUAACAGAUCUUCAUUUGGUUUUAUUCUUGUCGUGAGUGUUUGUCAGCCGCAUGACAAGAAUAUUGGUGAAAACUAUUGAGGAGUGUGAUUUUCUUCUUGUUAGGUUUAAUUGAAUUCAAUACAUAUUUGUGGCAGAACUUUAGACAGCUAUUCGCUUUUAAGCUUUCCUCCUUUUUUUUGACGAUUAAUAUCCUUUCAUUGGGGGCAGAUUUCCCCCUGGCUGAAGUACUUCUGUUUACCUAUAGCUAACCAACUAUUAUCCUUGUUUGUUAACAUUGUUCUCAGAACAUCGUA